CUCAAAUCUCCGUACAGCCAUUGGCUAAUGUUUACACCGAGUUUAUCGUUUUAGGAAAAAAAGUUUAGGUGGAAGGGGUUGUUGCAAAUUGUAGCUUGCUAAUCUUUCUUAUUGUAAGUCUUUUAGAUAGAAAAAACUUUCAAAAUAAUAUACGAGCAAGAAACCUCAACGUAAACGGCCAGCAGCUAACUUACUUUCCUGGAGAUGGGGUCUGAACGGUAACGUUAGCUAACAGAUGUUGUCGAAAAGAUGCUAAUAUCAUAACGUUAGUUUUCCUACAAUUUAAAGAGUAAUGUCAGAGCCGGACUUGGGGACGGGAUGCGGGACUGAUGUGCUGGUCAGUUUCGCCGAGUCUCUGCACAUAUACACAGGACUGUUAACAGUGGCUACAGUGUGUGGGGGGCUCUCUGGGAUAUUAGCAGCUGCUCUGCUCUAUGUCUUCUGCCUGAAACCUCUGCUGUUGACCAGACAAGGUUACAAUGCAAGGCGGCUGCUUGAACCUGAUGAUGGAGAAUUAGACAACAACCAGAGUGACUGUGUCAGCAACAGCAGAAAGGAGGCUCCAAGUGCCACCACAAAUGAUAAAGAGAAGAAGCAGCCACCCAUGAACAGUGAUGUGGCUGCAUUUGCAUCCAGAGCAAAGGUGGUUUAUCCCAUCAACCAAAAAUACAGACCUUUAGCAGAUGGAGCGUCCAAUCCGUCACUGCAUGAGCACUCCAAGUUGCCAGCAAUGCCCAAUGAUGAGUCAUCCUCCUCCACUGACGGACAGUCUCUGAGCCAAGAGCAGGACAAUGAUGACAGCAGUCAGUUCAUCUCCUCCUCGCUGGUCCCUAAGAGCCUGCAGAACCAGAGCUUCACCAGGGUCUCUCACUACCCUCACACUCUGACACAGCCUGGUUUUGAAGGCAGGAUCAGCCUUUAUUGUUUGGCCCUGCAGGAUAUACAACAACACUGCUCCCAGCUUCAGGAAGAAAAGUUUCUAAUGUUUCUUCAGAUGGUGAAAAUAAUAUGCAGUGGUCGUUUUCCAAAAGACAAAAAUGAUGCUGACUUCUCCAAGGACAUUCUUCAAAUGCAAGAAAAGGAACUGAAUGAGCUGAAGAAACAGUUGCCAACAGGCCACACUGCCAGCGAGAAAAAUGAUGAUGCUCCUUGCACUUUGGAGGAAAUAGAGAGAGCCCAAAAGGAUCUCCUUGAGCGUGGCCUUCAAGUGUCCAGACGUUUCAGCAAACAGGUGGAGGACUUGUGCCAACAUCUGCUGAAGAAGACCAGCAUUUUCUCUCCUGAUGAAGCCCAGGAUGUCAUCCUCUCUCUCAUCCAGACUCUUCUGUUAGUCGAGAACCACCUGAUGAACACACAAGAAGCUGAUUUAAAGAGGAUCCAGCAGAAGUUGUUGUGGUGGGAAGAGCUGACGGGACUUCUCCAAUCCCAACCUGCCUUGCUAAAGCGGGAAGUGUCUCUGAGGCAGAGCCUGAUAGCAACAACACUGGAGCAGCUGACGAGCGAUGACGUCUUGACCUUUAGUCACAUGGAAAAGAUAUUUGCAGAGGUUCAGGCAGCUCUGACUGAAGGCCUUCAACAGUGCACUGAGGAGUGCACGAGGAAGACGGAGGAGCUAGUGAAUGACAAGUGCAGCAGAAUGGAGUCCAAGAGGAAGAAGCUAAUGAGGAGCCAGACCAAGGAGAAGAGCCGCGCCCUGGAACUGAGACAGACUCAUGGUGACCUACAGCAGCUCACUAAGGUGUACCAGGAGCUGCUGAUAAAACACAGGCAGCAGAUUUCUGACUUGGAGCAGCAGCAGGACAGCAGAGUGGCUGAAGCCCUCUGUGACCAUUGGAAGAAACUCCGUAGAUCCUGGUCAAAGAAGCUUGGAGAGCUAGCCAAGGAUGUUUUUCUCACCUCCGUCCCUGCCCAAUCAAGUGUCUCUGCUGAGCGGUGCGAGAAGCUGUGGUUGGACCUGGAGGAGGAGCUGGCUGCACAGCUGCAGCAGGCAGAGUGCACUACCAGGCUGCAACUGCAGGACAUGAGGGCUCAGCUGGAUAACGAUGGACAGGUGUGGAGUGAGGAGAUGGCUCUGGUGCAGGCCUGUCUCAAACACCUGAGUGAACAACAGAUGACGAUCCUCCGAGCCAUGGUGGCCAGACAGAGCUACACACUCCACAGCCACGUCGGGAGGUUGAUAGAGAGGAAACACGAGCACCUGUUGGUGGCGGUGCAGAGGCACUUUGUGGUCAGGCACUUCUGUCUGCACAUGCUGAAGGAGAUGAGGCUGUCCAAGCUGAAGGCACUCUCUCAGACUGAUUUCAGAGCGGUGCUAAUGGAAGAUCCCAGUAAAAGCCAGUCCUGUAUCAAUUCAACUCUCAAGAAUAGCAGUGCCAGCCUAGCAGAGAGGCACCUGGGUCCAGAGAGUCAGCUUGUGGGCCACAGCUUCCAGCAGGAGUUGCUGUCUGAACUGGAAACCGGGACAGAGCUUCUUCAGAGCCACGCACAGCUGGUGCUAGGCAAUGCUCUCAGCCAUGCCAUCCAACAGAUGAUGAUGAUCCCACCUACUGAGACGCAGACACAAGACGAUGGGUUGAAGCAACACCUGACAGAGGCUGCUUCGGAGAGUGUGUAUGUGACCAAAGAUUCUCUUACCGCACUGGUCCAAAGCUACUAUUCACACGUACAGGACAUUAUCAAAAAAAUACAGCAGGAUGAGUCAAACGUAAACCAGGAGGUGAAUGAGAAACAAGAGAGCAGCAGUCAGCUGACCAGAUCCCUGCUCAGGGAGCUGGUGAACUGGGGCAAGAAACCCACGUCUGCUGAGUUUCAACAGAGGGUUGAACUCCACAAAAGGAGGGUGUUGGAGCAGUGUGAUCUGGACCAGGAAAUGAUAUAUGAGGAACUGAGGCGGAAGAAAGUAGUUCAGGAUGUGGCCAUGGAAAAGAUCAAAGCACAGCUGCUGGAGGCAGAAGAAAGCUUCAUAACUGAGCUGGCAGCCUUGGCACGGAUCUCCCUCCACAGUCCAGAUCCAGAACCCAGCGGUGAAGAGGACAACACUGGUGCUAAUAUACUGGACCUGCUGGCCCUGAACCCAGCGUUAGAUCCUGCCUUGAAUCCUUCACUGACUCCGACGAUUGUAACUCCAGCGGUGAAAUCAAAACCAAAGAAGAAAAGAGAACAAGAAUCUCAUCUCAGCUGAAAUCUUAACACAGUGAAGUUUACAUAUUUGCAGUUAUGUCCUGUGAAAAGUUUACUCUGGUUUUAUAGUUUGUGUAUUAUGAAAUAAUACUGGUCUGUAGGUACUGUUUCUGUUGUUAGGAAGGUACCUCAGAUUUAUUUGUAUUAAAGGGACAGUUCACCCCAAAAUUAAAGGUACAUAUUUUCCCUCAUACCUGUAGUGCUGAUCAUCAAUCUAGAUUGUUUUGGUGUGAGUUGCAGAGUGUCAGAGAUAUCAGACGUAGAGAUGUCUGCCUUCUCUCCAAUAUAAUAGAACUAGAUGGCACUCAGCUUGUGGUGCUCAAAGCACUAAAAAAAUAUAUUUGAAAAACUCAACAGCAAUACCUCUUUCCAGAAAUCAUGAAAAUCAUGACCUGGUUACUCAAGAUAUUCCACAGACCUUGUUGUGAGCAGUUUCAUGUAGGAACUAUUUCUUUGUACCAAACUGCUCACAUCAGCCGUAUCACUGUGCAGAUGGAAGCGUGCAUCUGCUCAUGAAUGAGAGGUUCGUGCUUGUGACAGCACGGGAUUUAGACAUUAUCAACUGCUCUGUAGCUGAGUUGUAAUGUUAACUAGCUCAGUCGUGCUAUGUGAGAUAGCAGUAGCUGCAUGCUUCCCUCUGUGUGGUGAUACAGUUGGCUGCUGUAGUUCCCUAGAAGGAAAAUAGUUCCUUCAUGAAACUGCUCACAACAAACUGUGAGAUAUCUUCAGUAGCUGGGUCAUGAUUUCUGGAAAGAGACAUUGCUGCUUCAAAUGUUUGGGGUUUUUUUUCCUAUGUUUUUGCACUUUGAGUUUUUUAUAUAAAUAAAUUGGCGCUUUGAACACCACAAGCCUAGGGCCAUCUAUUUCCAUUAUACUUAACGGAAGGCAGACAUCUCCACGGUCGAUACCUCCAAGACUCUGCCACUCACACCAAAACAAUCUAUGAUGAAUAGCGCUACAGGUAAGAGGGAAAACAUGUAUUUUAGAUUUAAAGAAGAGAAAUCUAUUCAUAAUUUAUGUAUACAUGGACUGCCCUGUCUCAUUUCUAAUGUUUCUAGAAGUGUGCUUCAGUCAGUAAAAAAAAAUCUGUUUCUCCCCAGUCAAUAUUUUUGUAAAUGCCAAGUGCAAUUAAAUAAAUAAAUUUAA
Epinephelus moara (kelp grouper) is the source of this 4326-nucleotide messenger RNA. It is a transcript of the gene evc, whose product is annotated as evC complex member EVC. The record is from RefSeq and is a predicted model, not a curated record. Gene Ontology annotation, biological process: smoothened signaling pathway. The coding region runs from base 293 to 3181 and encodes 962 amino acids. NCBI's taxonomy places the organism in Eukaryota, Metazoa, Chordata, Actinopteri, Perciformes, Serranidae. The transcript has 20 exons.